Messenger RNA from Trichoderma atroviride IMI 206040, 1836 nucleotides. RefSeq lists its product as uncharacterized. Gene Ontology annotation, molecular function: DNA-binding transcription factor activity, RNA polymerase II-specific; RNA polymerase II cis-regulatory region sequence-specific DNA binding. NCBI's taxonomy places the organism in Eukaryota, Fungi, Ascomycota, Sordariomycetes, Hypocreales, Hypocreaceae. Gene Ontology annotation, cellular component: nucleus. Gene Ontology annotation, biological process: regulation of DNA-templated transcription. The record is from RefSeq and is a predicted model, not a curated record.
CCCUCAGCGCCGCGCCAACCACCAGCCGUCAUCAUGCAGCAGUGGCAAGUCGGCCCCGUGCCGGACUACGUCUACUCCAACUCCCCCCACCCGUCCAACGACAUGCAUAACCAUCCUUACCCGGCCGAUAUGCGUCGCAACGAGCAGCAGCGCAUGGAGUUUCCCUACGGCGCCCAGCCCAACAUGGCUGCGCAGCAGCAACACCACCCAACGCCAGUCCAGCCGCCCAUGAGCGUAUCGCAGCAGCCGCCAAACGGCCCGCCGUCCCAGCAGCAGACGCCGACUCAGCAGCCCGCCGUCCAGCCGCCCAAUGCCCGUCCCAGGAAGCGACCGGCUCAAAACGCUGCCCCUUCGCCCGCCACGGCCGCCGCUCCACCUCCCGUGCCUCCGGUCCAGGGUCAGCCUCCGGCGCCCACGCCGCCCGCUCCUCAGGCCGCGCCUCCUUCGCAGCCACCGCCCGCCGCGGCCGAGGACGCCAAUUCUGCUGCCGCGGCCGUGCCUCCUCCUGCCAAGAAGAGCCGGACCAACACGCCCUGGACCCCCCAGGAAGAGCUGCGAUUGAAGCAGAUGCGAGAUGCCGGAAACAGCUGGGCUGAGAUUGCCAAGACUUUCCCUACCAGAACAGAAGGCUCCGUUAAGAAGCACUGGUACAAGGAUAUGCACUAUGCUGAGUUUGCCGAAGACGAAAGCCAGGCGCUGUUGAAUGCUAUAAAAGAGUACGAAAACAACAAAUGGAAAGUGAUAGGGCAAAAAGUCGGAAAACCAGCAAAGGCCUGCGAGCAGUAUGCCAAGGAGCAUUUUCCAGAUCUCUUUGGCAACCCCAAGGUGAGAUGAACUCGACGUGACCGCUCACCAGCGCCCUAACCUGACCAACGCUCCCGGCCGGGCUGUCCGACGAUUGUAAUUUUUCUACCCAGAAGUCGUCUUUUCCUUUUGUUUUGGUCUGUGUAGGACACGGGCUCCGGAGAGCAAUGAGGAAAAAAAAAAGAAAAAAAGUUCCAACAACCAAAAAAAUCAACACCACGCAGAAGGAGGAAAUCAGUUCAUCUUUGUUUAUUAUUCUUAUUCGGGCUUUUAUAUGUUGCAAGGGCUUCCAGUUAUCAACUCCAGAUGCAGGUUUCUGAAGAAAAGCAAGGAACAGUAAGGAGUACGGCCGGGUUUUCCGCUACUUCGUUAAUGGGCAAAACAUGGCAUUUGUCAUUGUUUUUACUUUAUUUAUUCUUUUUCUCCCCCUUCACUUUUUUUUUUCUUUUUGCCUCCCAACUCUUUUCUCUAUAUCUUCUUUAGUUUUACAACCUUUUGUUGUCUUUUCUCGUCUUUUUUCUUCCAUCAUUAUCGCCGGGCUUAGAGAUUUUGUGUGCGCAUUUCUUUCUGCGUUUCAUGGGCGGGAAAUAAAGCACUGGAUGGGUCUUGGCUGGCGUUGUUGACGGGAUACUGUCGUCUUUUCUCUCUGCUCGUGCUCGCUCUGAGAAAAUAUGGCUACGUGGCCCAUGGCCUCUUGGCUGUUACUGUAUCCUAUUCUCUUUUCACCCCGUUUUCACUUUUUCUUCUACCACGACACCUACCGGGUGGAUGACAGCGGUGGUGUUGUACGGGGUGAGAUGAUGGAGAAGAAGGUAUACGGCGAGGCCAAGGGUCUAACAAUGGUGAAAUUCCCGGGAUGGGGAUGCCGGAGAACGUGAAGCAAAGCAGCCUUUGCCUGGAUGGUUGGGGAUGCGGAAGACUGUCGCUUAUAAGAAGGGGAUAGCUAUACCCGGAGCAGAUGUUUUUUCUUUUUUUCGUUUUCCCUUGAUUCGAUUUUUACCUUUAUAAUAUCAAGUUUAUUUUGCAUUUGUU